AUGGAGAACGAUAGCAAUCUGAAGACAUGGGUCUCCGACAAGUUAAUGACCCUGCUCGGAUAUUCCCAACCCGUAAUUGUUUACCACAUCAUCGCCGUGACGAAACAAGCAACCUCGCCGGCCGGCGUGGUCGACAUGCUCGUCAAGUCCGGUUGGUUCUCCACCGCCGAGACGACGUCGUUCGCAGAAGAAAUCUUCGCCAAAGUCCCACAUAAGGCAUCUGUUGAUCUUAACCAAAACAUAAAACCACCUAGGGUUUUUCGUCGUAAAAGGUACGAUCUCGUGGACGAUGAUGAAGAAGAACAAGAACCAAAACAAGAAGAGGGAAAGAAAAGACGAACAUGCCCUGAAGAUGAUGAAGAAGAAGAUCAGAGAGCGAGGGAGCAACUGGAGAGGAAUUUGAAGGAGAAGGACAUAGCAGCCACGAGAAAACUGACAGAUAAGCCAAACCCUAAUCGGAGAAGAUCGUCGAGCAAUGCUGAUCAUGACAUUGAAGCUUUGCGAGAGCGUUCGAGGCAAGAGUACUUAAAGAAAAGGGAGCAGAUGAAACUGGAGCAGAUAAGAGACGAGGUAGAAGAUGAGAAGAAGCUAUUUGAAUGUGAUAAGAUGACUAAAGCGGAGAAACGUAGAAACAAGUACAAGGAGCAAGUGUUGAAGCUUGUGGAUAAGUAUGAAGCUAAGGAUGAUGAUGUCAAUCAAUACCGGAUUCCGGAGGCCUACGAUGACAUGGAGAGUGGUGUUAAUCAGAAGAAGAGAUUAUCCGUGGCGUUUGAGCGAUACAAGGAUGAAGAAGUGAAGAAGGUUGGUGCACAUGCAGAGCAGGAAGCUUGGGAGGAUCACCAAAUUGGAAAGGGAAGGUUUAGCUUUUCUUCAAAGAAUAGAAGAAGAGAAGGUAAUGAUGAGUAUGAGUUUGUGUUUGACACCGUCACAGAUAUGGUUGAGUUUGUCAAGGGGUCAGGGAUCAAGGGAGAUGAUGAUAACUUUGAUGAGGACGAUGAUAUGUUACUUGAAUCGAAAGCAACAACAGCGAUGGAGAAGCUGCAGGAGGAGAGGAGAGCAUUACCUAUGUACAAAAUGCGCGAAGAGUUUCUCAAGCAUGUUGAAAAACAUCAAAUUGUGAUUAUUGUAGGCCAAACUGGUUCAGGGAAAACUACACAGAUACCACAGUUUCUCCAUGAGGCAGGUUAUACUAAGGGUGGGAAGAAGAUUGGAUGCACGCAGCCGCGGCGCGUUGCUGCAAUGAGUGUUGCUGCGAGGGUUUCUCAAGAAAUGGGGGUCAAGCUUGGGCAUGAGGUAGGUUACUCUAUUCGUUUUGAGGAUCACACCUCUGAGAAGACUGUUGUGAAGUACAUGACAGAUGGAAUGUUGUUGAGGGAGUUCCUUGUUGAGCCAGAUUUGGCAAGUUACAGUGUGCUGAUGGUGGAUGAGGCGCACGAGAGAACACUCUCGACUGACAUUCUAUUUGGAUUGGUGAAGGACAUUGCUCGGUUUAGACCUGAUCUGAAACUGCUCAUCUCUAGUGCAACUCUUGAUGCUGAGAAAUUCAGUGUUUAUUUUGAUUCAGCUCCAAUUUUUAUAGUCCCAGGAAAGCUGCACGAUGUUGAUGUCUUCUACACGAAAGAACCAGAAGCUGAUUACUUGGAUGCAGCAAUUGUCAGUGCACUACAAAUCCAUGUGAAAGAACCACCUGGUGAUAUAUUGGUGUUCCUCACCGGACAAGAAGAAAUCGAAACCAUGAACGAAAUGUUGAAGCACAGGACAAGAGGUCUAGGGACAAAAAUUGCUGAGCUGAUUAUCUGCCCCAUAUAUGCAAACUUGCCUACUGAGCUGCAACAAAAGAUUUUCGAGCCUACUCCUAAAGGGGCUAGGAAAGUUGUCCUUGCCACAAACAUUGCUGAAACUUCGCUGACAAUAGAUGGGAUCAAAUAUGUCAUUGACCCUGGAUAUUGCAAGAUGAAGUCCUAUAAUCCGAGGAGUGGGAUGGAGUCAUUGCAAGUCACUCCUAUCUCAAAGGCGUCUGCAAUUCAGAGGGCAGGUAGGUCUGGUCGAACUGGUCCUGGUAAGUGCUACAGGUUAUAUACCGAGGAAAAUUUUAAAAGUGAGUUAGAUGAUACCACAAUACCAGAAAUACAACGUACUAAUCUCGCUAAUGUUGUUCUUACUUUGAAGAGCCUUGGGAUCAAUGACUUGCUGCACUUUGAUUUCAUGGAUCCUCCACCUGCUGAAGCACUGAUAAAAGCCUUGGAACUGUUGUUUGCGCUAGGGGCACUAAAUAGUAUUGGUGAGCUUACCAAGAUUGGUAGACAGAUGGCUGAGUUUCCUGUGGAUCCAAUGUUGUCGAAGGCGAUAGUUGCUUCAGACAAGUACAAGUGCUCAGAGGAGGUACUUUCAAUUGCUGCCAUGCUCUCCACUGGUAAUUCCAUCUUCUAUCGUCCAAAGGACAAACAAAUCUAUGCUGACAAUGCAAAGCAAAAUUUUCACACUGGCGACGUGGGAGAUCACAUUGCAUUGCUAAAUGUUUAUAACACAUGGAAAGAGACAAAUUAUUCGACACAAUGGUGUUACGAAAACUAUAUACAAGUUAGGAGCAUGAAAAGAGCAAGAGAUAUCCGGGAUCAGCUUGAGCGGCUCUUGGAGAGAGUUGAGAUUCAGCUCACCUCGAAUCCUGUGGAUUUAGAAGCUAUAAAGAAGGCAAUGACUUCUGGUUACUUCCCUCAUUCUGCUAGGUUGGAAAAGAAUGGAGUUUAUAGGACAGUGAAGAAUCCACAAAAUGUCCAUAUACACCCCAGUUCAGGGCUGGCACAAGUGCUUCCGAGAUGGGUUUUGUAUCAUGAGUUGGUCCUCACUACCAAGGAAUAUGUCAGACAGGUUUCAGAACUAAAACCAGAUUGGUUGGUGGAAAUAGCUCCACAUUAUUACCAGCUAAAGGAUGUGGAAGAAUCGAUUCCAAAGAAGAUGCCUCGAGGAGAAGGGCGUGCGCCAUAG
Fragaria vesca subsp. vesca is the source of this 2985-nucleotide messenger RNA. RefSeq names its product putative pre-mRNA-splicing factor ATP-dependent RNA helicase DHX16-like. The transcript has a single exon. Lineage: Eukaryota; Viridiplantae; Streptophyta; Magnoliopsida; Rosales; Rosaceae. The record is from RefSeq and is a predicted model, not a curated record. Bases 1 to 2985 code for a protein of 994 amino acids.